AUGAUCGAGGAGUUCGGUCUGCCCAAGGACAUCGUGGACCGCCAGGUGCAGAUUGGCCAGACCCUGAAGGACGACGAGUUCAUCGGCAUGGUGCGCCGCGAGGUGCUUGACGACUUCCUCCGCCAGAGGGCCAAGACGAACGGCGCCACGCUGAUCAACGGCCUCUUCAUGGGCAUGACGCUUCCUCAGAGCAAGGAAGAGCCUUACGUGCUGACCUACAACGACUUUGGUGAAGCUGAGGGCAGUGCACGCAGCCAAGCUGCAGAAGAAGAAGUCGUUUGCAGGGAGAGGGCUGUCUGUGGCGAUGAGAGGGGCAGCGACGGUUGGCGUAAG
Molecule: messenger RNA, 333 nt
Organism: Symbiodinium sp. CCMP2456
Lineage: Eukaryota; Dinophyceae; Suessiales; Symbiodiniaceae
Source: the annotation of a GenBank genome assembly